Molecule: messenger RNA, 2634 nt
Organism: Epinephelus moara (kelp grouper)
Lineage: Eukaryota; Metazoa; Chordata; Actinopteri; Perciformes; Serranidae
Product: H-2 class II histocompatibility antigen, A-Q alpha chain-like
Exons: 4
Coding region: 49-771 (240 amino acids)
Biological process (GO): immune response; antigen processing and presentation of exogenous peptide antigen via MHC class II; positive regulation of T cell activation
Cellular component (GO): MHC class II protein complex; membrane
Molecular function (GO): MHC class II protein complex binding
Source: RefSeq, a predicted model, not a curated record
ACAGGCCUCUGGACUUUAGUAUCAGAUGUUAACAUCUCUAAUGAAGACAUGUACUUCAAAAUUAUACUGAUUUUCUCAGGAGCAGUUUCCAUCUAUGCUCAAAGAAGUCAUGAACUUUGUCACAAUUAUGGCUGCUAUGAGUCGAGUGAUACUCAACUCUGUGUGACACUGGAUGGUGAUGAUGUCUACUACGCUGACUUUAAAGAAAAGGGUCUUGUUUGGGAAAGCAGAAUCCCUUCAAUGUUCCACUCUCCCUGGGCUUACAAAUAUGCCAAACUUUACAGACAAAGCUGCAGAUAUGAUUUGCUCAAAUGGAAACCAGACACGUCUGCUGCAACAAAGACCAAAGAGACACCAGAAAUCCUCAUCUACCCCAGAGAUGAAGUGAUAGAAGGAGAAGAGAAUACACUCAUCUGCUUCAUCAACCAUUUCUUCCCUCCCUCCAUCAACAUAAAGUGGACCAAGAAUGAUGUAGAAGUAACAAUGGAAGAUGCUUUCAACAAAUGCUUACCCAAUCCUGAUGGGACGUAUCAUGUUUUGUCCAACCUGAACUUUGUCCCAAAGGAAGGAGACCUCUAUGGCUGCACUGUGGAACAUGCGUCGCUGGAGAAGCCUCAGACUCAGUUUUGGGAAACUGACACAGAUGAGACGAACAUUGGUCCAGAUGUCAUUUGUGGACUUGGCCUGAGUCUUGGACUUCUUGGAGUUGCUGCAGGAACAAUAUUUUUUGUGAAAGGAAACGAAUAUCAGGGCUUCCUUGUGACCCAGUAGUUAAGACCUAUAAUAUAUACAGCACUGUUAUUUCAUCAUCCCUGGUUUGUUUCUGGCCAUUGACAUUUGUUUCAUGGUACUUCCAGGGUUUUCCCUGGGUUUUUUCGAGACCAAGGUGGCAAAGGCCUGUGGCGGGGGGCAUCUUAACAGCUGUACUUUUAGAUACGGUCCCCCCAUCUAUUAAAUAUGAAAGGAGGCCCCCACAUACUUGAGCUUUACACUGCUGACUUGUAUCAUCAGAACAGACAUGUCCUGUGAUUUUCAGCCUUCUAUGAUCAUAUUUACCCUUUACAGCAGGCACAUCCUGACAGCUGAGAAUAUUACUAUCAGGUAUUGUCCCCCCUCUAUUAAAUAUGAAAGGACACUGAAAAUCACAGGACAUGUCUGUUCUGAUGAUACAAGGCAGCGGUCCUGAAAUGUGCAUUUCUCUUCUAUAAUACACAUUCUACAUCUCGGAGGUGACAUCCUUCCACAUAUGGGCUUCCUUCGCCUUUCAAAUGGGGCAGAGCUCCGUGGGAUCUGACACACAACACUGGAGGGAGAAGCACGUCCAUGGAGCUGUGCGCCGGACGAAAGAACAAGCACGUUGCACCGAAUGCGCGCCGCUAUGGCGUCGCUUUGGGUUGUGAGCGGCAAUAACGCAGGUCUACAUUAAAAGUAAUGGGUUUGUGUGUGCAAAAGACGCUACAUCUGAACGCCCCCAUGCACACACAUGCUUUAACCAAGGCGGCGGCCAAAAUCACCCAGGCGGCCCGCCUUUGUCUUAGAUAGUCAGGGAAAACCCUGACUUCCACCUUUCUCUGCUCCUUUGUUUCCUGACACCUCUCAACUGUCUACUUUGAGUAAAGGCCAAGAUGCCUGCUCAAAAAAAGGAAAUGUAUGCAUAUGAGUCAAGCUGAAUCACUUUUAUAUCUGUAAUUCAUUGACUUUUCAGUAACACUUUCUAUGAAGAUCACAUCUAUAAUGCCUUAUGAGGGCAUUUAGAGUGAAUUAUAAUGCAUUUAUAAGGCUCUAUAUCUACACUCAUUAACACUCACAGUGCUUCCUGAUGCACUUUAUCACCAGUCAUAAAACAUUAGAGAUGUGUCUUAUAAUGUAUUGUAAGUGUCUUACACAACACUCUGUCACUUCACAGCUGUCCAAAACAUGUGGUUUGUGCCAAGCGGACAUGGUUGCCAGUAUUUUUUCAUUAUUGCAAGAAAUUCCAUUGACUCAUUCACAAGUCAAAAGUGUGUUUUAUUUGAAAGAAACAUGCAAUAUUUUCAUCUAAGAUAACAGAAAAAUAGUAAUAAUAUUACUCCUCACUAUAUGAAGUGACUGAUAACAAGAUCUGUACAAUGGGUUGUGAAGAAAUUCGUCAGGUUUUUAUUUUGUAGACAAUUGAUUUGUAUUUAUAGCAUGAUGGGAUGACAGCACAAUGAUGUGUGUGGUAUCACUGGAAAGCUCUGGUCCUGCGCUUUCAUGUGAUAUGCGUGGCAUUUCUGUGCAACCCUGCAUUCGCGAGUAUCCAUCCAUGAGUAAUGUGUGUGCAAAGCUGUAUGAAAGCUUUGUUAUACAUCAUUUUGGUGUAACUUUAUCAUUUUUUUUCGCUGUGAAAACAUUGGACUACUGUUUCACGUGAUAUGCGUGGCCUCUCACUAUGACGCACGGUUACGGAGAAAAUCCAUAGAGAAGAACUGGUGUGAAUUUGGAAGCACUAUGCGUCAUUCGGGCCCAUAGGGUUUGGUUCACAACACGUUCACAACAAUUUAAAAACAUAACACAUUAACCUGCUUUUCUCAGGGGUAUUGUCAAAGAGUUUGUUGAAAUUUGUUAAAGAUUUGUCGGUCUGAAAUAUUGUUAGGCCUUAAAUAACAGAUUUCC